Loxodonta africana (African savanna elephant) is the source of this 4032-nucleotide messenger RNA. RefSeq names its product pseudouridine synthase 10 (gene PUS10). The coding region runs from base 506 to 2095 and encodes 529 amino acids. The record is from RefSeq and is a predicted model, not a curated record. Gene Ontology annotation, biological process: tRNA pseudouridine synthesis. Gene Ontology annotation, molecular function: pseudouridine synthase activity; RNA binding. The transcript is spliced from 19 exons. NCBI's taxonomy places the organism in Eukaryota, Metazoa, Chordata, Mammalia, Proboscidea, Elephantidae.
AACGCUCCCCGUGUUUGCCGCCGGAAGCGCCUCCGUUCUAAGCCUGAGCGGACGGGCCCAUCGAUACUCCUGACAGCGGCUACUAAGCCCUAGACAUCUGCGUCUCGCCGGUGUCGCUCCGCGGCCAGCACGCUCGGGCCUGGAGCAGGGCAGGAGCGGGACUGCUACACCCGCGGGGAAGUUGAGGCGUGUUACGGAAGGCCAGGCUGUUCAGUAAAUUUCCCCUCAAACAGCAGGAGAGCUCACUCAGUCCUCGCGAGAGGGGGCUGGUUGGUCGUUCUGGCGCUCUCGUUUCCUGGGGGAACAGAAUUGCUAGACGCCACAGGUGCGCUGUCUUUACUCUUCCCCGUUCGUUCCGAGGGGCGAAGGGGUUAAAGCUGCGUCCCCGGCGGCGCGGGAGGAGGGCUGGCUCCCAAAGAUGAUAUAUCUACGAUGAAACAAGUCACUUGUGAUGUUUUAGGAAACUUGUCAUUUCAGUGCUGUACCUAAGUUAUAAUUUUUCAAAAUGUUUCCACUGACUGAGGAAAACAAGCGCGUAGCCUGGUUGUUGCUCAGUACUGGCACCUGUCCAAGAUGCAUCUUCAGAUUCUGUGCCGUGGAUUUUCAGGCACCUUACAAACUUCCAUACAAGGAGUUGCUGGAUGAACUACAGAAAUUCCUGGAAACUGAAAAAGAUACAUUCAUUUUGGAAGCUCCAAACCCACCUCUCAAGAAAAUUCGGCUACAAGAAUCGGGAGAUGGGAUUGAUAAUCUGAGUCAAAAUAGAGAGGGCGGGGUCUCCGUCACUGAAGACGGAAGCAUUGCUUCCAGGAACUCAUAUUUCAACGUAUGCAAUGUAUGCCUAGGAGUUCUUCAAGAAUUCUGUGAAAAAGAAUUCAUUAAAAAGGUGUGCCGAAAGGUUGAGACCUCUGGGUUUGAAUUUACCAACUUGGUGUUUUCAGUCUCCUUCCCGCCACAGCUGUCUGUGAGAGAGCAUGCUGCAUGGUUGCUGGUAAAACAGGAAAUGGGAAAGCAGAGUCUGUCGCUGGGAAGAAAUGACAUAGUUCAGCUAAAAGAAGCCUACAAGUGGAUAACUCACCCCUUGUUUUCAGAGGAACUGGGCGUUCCCAUUGAUGGCAAGAGCUUGUUUGAAGUGAGUGUGGUCUUUGCUCACCCAGAAACACUUGCGGAUUGCCACUUCCUAGGUGCAAUAUGCCCAGAUUGCUUCAAGCCAGCUAAAAACAAACAGUCAGUAUUUACUAGAAUGGCAGUUAUGAAAGCUUUGAAUAAGAUAAAAGAAGAGGACUUCCGCAAGCAGUUUCCUUGUCCUCCAAACUCACCAAAGGCUGUUUGCACUGUUCUUGAAAUUGAAUGUGCUCAUGGUGCUGUUUUUGUGGCUGGGAGAUAUAAUAAAUACUCCAGGAAUCUACCACAAACUCCAUGGAUAAUUGAUGGAGAAAGGAAGCUGGAGUCUUCAGUGGAGGAAUUAAUUUCAGACCAUCUGUUGACAGUAUUUAAAGCAGAGAGUUUUAAUUUUUCAUCCUCUGGAAGAGAAGAUGUUGAUGUGAGAACAUUAGGAAAUGGAAGGCCCUUUGCAAUUGAGCUGGUGAAUCCUCAUAGAGUACAUUUCACUUCACAAGAAAUUAAGGAACUUCAGCAGAAAAUUAAUAACUCGUCUGAUAAAAUCCAAGUACGGGACUUGCAGCUUGUCACCAGAGAGGCAAUAGGACAUAUGAAAGAAGGUGAAGAAGAGAAGACCAAGACAUAUAGUGCCUUAAUAUGGACAAACAAAGCCAUACGGAAGGAGGACCUUAGGUUCCUAAAUGACAUAAAGGACCUAAAGAUCGACCAGAAAACGCCUCUCCGGGUCCUUCACCGCAGGCCUUUGGCUGUGAGAACUCGGGUUGUUCACACCAUGGAGACUGACUACGUGGAUGAGCACCAUUUCCGUCUCCAUCUGAAGACGCAGGCAGGGACCUACAUUAAAGAGUUUGUACAUGGAGACUUUGGGAGAACCAAGCCGAACAUUGGCUCCCUGCUGGACGUGACCGCAGACAUUCUCGAGCUGGAUGUUGAGUCUGUAGAUGUGGACUGGCCCCCUGCCCUGGAUGACUGACGUUCAUAUUUGAAGACGAAGAGUAGAGCUUUCCUGACACGAUACAGACACCCAUCAAGCACACACCGUAAAAUGGCUGUUCACCCACCAAACGGCAUCUUGGAAGCCAUCUGGAUCAUGUUGAUCUGUGUGUUUUUUUAAUUUGCUGUAACAUCUCAGGAUCUAUAUGUAUGUAUUUUGUGUUAAAUUGCUCUAAGGAUAUCUUACAAUUUUUCUUGCUCCGCCUCCAGCCCCUGCAAAGCAGAGUAUGAAUUGAAACCAUUUUUCCUUUUUAAUUAUUUCAUUUAGAGAGGUACGCAAACAGGAUACAUUCUGUUAAUCCGAGAAGCUACGUUUUCUUUCAGUCAGAUUUCCCUCCACAAGAGACAUCCAAAAACCUGUUACCCUUGAGUUGAUUCCGACUCAUAGUGACCCUAUAGGUCAAAGUAGAGCUGCCCCAUAGGGUUUCCAAGGCUGCGACCUUUACAGAAGCAUCCCUCCUGAGGAGCAGCUGGUGGGUUUGAACUGCUGACCUUUCAGUUAGCAGCAGAGUGCUUAACGACUGCACCACCAGGGCUCCUUUACAAGAGACAUACCACCUGUAAAACACGGUUGUAAAGUUUUAAAGUUACCUGAAUAAAAGUUACCGUAUAUCCUGCAACUAGUGCACCGUACAUAUAACAUGCACAGUGUGACCAGGAAAAUAUGCACAAGGGGGUCGCUCAGUUGGCAAAAAUACAUGAUGUGUGUUAUUUGCGUAAAAAUACGGUAUAUCUAUGCAGACACAUGCAGCACGGUAGCCUAUAAUACUCCAUCUAGGCCUCAAGCUGUUACCAGUAGAAGGAUCUGUCACAAAUCUUAAUGGCUUCAAGUUACUGUUUUGACAAACUAAAAUUGUCAGUACGUUUCCUGUGGAGGGAAAGUAAAACCUUCAGAACUGAGGUAUACCGUAGUAAGAGGAUUUCAUAAGUCUUUUAAAUAAGGAGACACAGGUGCCUACAACUAUUUGAUGUAACUUCCGUUCAAGGAUAAGAUUAUACAAAAUGUAGAUGGCUGAACAAAGGUAAGCUGGUGUUCUUUCAGAGUGCUUCGAUAUAUUAUCCCGUUUCAAACAAGGUAAUGUAGAUGUUUGGUAUUAUCUCAUUUUACAAAUACGGAAACCAAAGAAUAGGGGUUAGAUGACUUGUCUCAAACUGUUACUUCAUACCGAAGUUUCCUGGUCUCUGGGGUCCUUUCUAAUAAGCCCUAUACCGAGCACCUACUGUGUGAAGGAGGACCUGAAGAUGACAUUUUGACUCAUGUAACUGUGCCUUUAAUUGACUUGGAAUUUAGAUAACAAAUCAAGGAACCUACUAACAAAUAAACAGUAUUUUUCACACAGUUUGAUCAAAUUACCAUUUCUUGAUAAAUCAAGCAUCAUUUGAUAUUGUGAAGAGGAAAAGCAGAUUAAACGAGACAAAUCCAAAGAAAAUAGAUGGGUCGUUAAAAGUUCCGGAAGGAACCUCAUUUAAGUGUAAUUUCUAUCACCCUGAUUUGACUACAACACAAGUGGCUUGGUCAGUAUUGAUUACUGUUUGCCAUCUCAAUAUGAGACAUCAUUCAUAGUUACAAAGAUAUAUUAUUCACUUUAGAAAUCAGGAAAAUGUUUAAGAUUGUUGGUUCAAUUAACAAAGAAGUCAGCCCACCACUUUGAAACUAUGUCUUUCAUGUAUGAAUAAUAGUGAAUCUUCAAUACCAGAAAAGGAGAAGGGGUAGCAGAAAUAAACUUUUGAUAAAAAGGUAAGAACUUCUGUGUGAAUGUUUCUCAGUUUCUGGGGAAAAUUUUGCUUUAAAAGAGACGUAAGUACUUUGGAAUAUAGUCUUUUGCACGUUUCUUUUUGGCUCAGCUUUGAAGCCAGUGGACCUGCAAGAUGGAAGAUUCCAGAACCUGAGCAAACUUAAAGUGAAAAGACUGCCGA